CCUUGAUGUGUAAAAUAUAAAGAGGAAAACGAAUCAUUCAAGCAGCUGGUAAUUCUAUGUAGAGGGAGGAAAUUUCACAAUUAAUUUUUAUGGAAAGGAUCUCGAAAAACCUCCAACUGAAGUGAUAAAACAAAUCGUCGCAAUAGCAACUAUCCACCGAAUAUGAAUGAGGAGUUCAAACUGCCCAAACGUUCACGUAAGCGAACUCGUGAUGUAAAGCGUAAAGCAAGGCCGGAGUUGGAUAAAGAAGGAUGGACAGCUUUGCAAUAUGCGGAUCCAGAACGAUUUGAACCUUUCUGCAAGGUCAAAGACAAUGUGGAGCGCAUCGACGAACGGGACGUGAGUUGUGACGAGUUUAUACGGCGUUUCGAGGAACCAUAUCUGCCGGUUGUAAUCGAAGGCUGUCAAAAUGGUUGGCAGGCCUUGGAAAAGUGGACCCUUCCACGCCUAGCCAAAAAGUACCGUAAUCAAAAGUUUAAAUGCGGAGAAGACAACGAAGGAUAUAGUGUUAAAAUGAAAAUGAAGUAUUACAUUGAGUACAUGCAAACGACACGUGACGACAGUCCCCUAUAUAUAUUCGAUAGCAGCUUCGGGGAACAUCACAGGCGUCGGAAACUUCUGGAAGACUAUGUGGUGCCCAAGUAUUUCCGUGAUGACCUAUUUAAGUAUUGCGGCGAAGAUCGUCGUCCCCCUUACCGCUGGUUUGUAAUGGGCCCAGCCAGGUCUGGCACUGGCAUUCACAUUGAUCCCCUGGGCACCAGUGCUUGGAAUGCUUUAAUUAGCGGCCACAAACGUUGGUGCCUUUUUCCCACUCAGACUCCCAAGGAACUGUUAAAGGUUUCCUCGAAUUUAGGAGGCAAGCAAAAAGACGAGGCCAUUACUUGGUUCAGCACCAUAUACCCACGCACUUGCCUUGCGGAUUGGCCCAAGGAAUAUAAACCUGUGGAGAUUCUUCAAAAGCCUGGUGAAACAGUUUUUGUACCAGGUGGGUGGUGGCAUGUGGUUCUAAACUUGGACGAUACUAUUGCUAUAACACAGAAUUUCUGCAGCCGUACUAAUUUCCCAGUGGUAUGGCAUAAAUCUGUAAGAGGACGACCCAAACUUUCGCGCAAAUGGUUAAGGGUGCUGCGUGAAAAAGAACCAGACUUGGCAAAGAUUGCCGAAAACAUUAAUAUAAAUCAAAGCACUGGCUUUGCUUCGGACAGUUCUAGCAAUUCGAGUUCCUCCUCUUCGAGUUCAUCUUCUUCGGAGUCAAGCGAUGAGGGUGGUAACAAUAGCGAGGAUGACUCAUGCUCCUCCAACACGGACAGCGGCCAGGAGAGUUUAACAGCCAAAAAGAAGAAAAAGCGACGCAUGGGAGGAGCUAUGUCGUCAAAUUCAUGAUGGCCGCCACUCAUAUGUAGUUGCUAUAGAAAAAAUAAUAAUAAUACCAACGAUGAAUUUAACCGUAGUAGUAGUAAUAGUAGACGAGGUGCUGCUGCUGAUGAAAAACACCAUUUAAAGGCAACAUCAGUUUUCCCCAUUGUGGCAAGAGAGCCUUCAACUUUAGUUGAGAAUGCAAAAUUCCUAAACAGAUUGCGCAUGCUACAUUUGGGGCUUGUGGACAACAGUAGUUAACAGACUUGCAUUAGUUUCUUUCGCCAAUCAUGAAAUGUACAUCCUUAAAAUGAAUAUUUAUUUUGAAUUCCUCCUCAUCCCAAGCGAAACCUACAUUUGGCUCAAAAGAUAUUACAUAAUAAUAUAAAUACUUAAGAAUUUUAGCUUUGUUUAAAAAAAAUAUAGAAUUUUAAUUUCACUUUACCAUAAGAGAAUAUAGAUUUUUGUUUAACCCUUUAAAAAAUUUUUAUUUAUUUGGAUUUCCUCUUUCAUGCACUUCUCGCAAUCACGCGGUUUUAGGGUUGAAAGAAAAAGCCCAGGAGAUAAUUUGAAAAAUUUUAGUUUUUGUUUAAUGGAGAAUUUGUUUAUUACAUUUUUUCAGUUAACUCGUGGCUUUCAUUUUUCCUAUUUCUCUGUGAAAGAACUGACUAGUUUUUGUUGCCUUUUAAGAAAAGAAAAAGUAUUUUGCAAUUGACUCCAAGUAUCCCCAGUUGCCUAACCUUACCACCCGCCAAAUCAUAUCUCUCCUAUUUUUCUGAUGAAAUGCAUUCAUGUAAUUUGACGUAAGAAUUUAACUAAAAAAAUAUACUUAUGAUUUAAAAACGAUUAAAUAUACAUACAUAAAUAUAUACGAAUGACUAAUAAAG
This is a messenger RNA of Stomoxys calcitrans (stable fly), 2243 nucleotides long. RefSeq names its product bifunctional arginine demethylase and lysyl-hydroxylase PSR (gene PSR). The transcript has a single exon. Gene Ontology annotation, cellular component: cytoplasm; nucleus. Gene Ontology annotation, biological process: phagocytosis. Gene Ontology annotation, molecular function: histone H4R3 demethylase activity; P-TEFb complex binding. The record is from RefSeq and is a predicted model, not a curated record. NCBI's taxonomy places the organism in Eukaryota, Metazoa, Arthropoda, Insecta, Diptera, Muscidae. Bases 163 to 1383 code for a protein of 406 amino acids.